AUGCCCAACGCACUGUCAAUGACGGCGCCGACGCGCUUUCGGGACAAGGAGGCCGAACUGGCCAUGCGGAUCGAGAAGCCUUUUACGGUCGCGGUCGUGGGCGACCUCAUCCAGGUCCAACCCUUUGCGAACCGCGACGACCCGGACAUCCAGGCGCUGAUCACCAUCAUGCGAGCCGCCGACAUCACGCUGGCCAACAACGAGAACACGAUCGUGGACCGGCUCACGUUCCGCGGGCCCAUCUCGCACAUGGAAAGCCCCGCCGAGGUCGCCGACGACUGGGCCGCCAUGGGCAUCGCCAUGGUGUCCAAGGCCAACAACCACACGUUCGACAACGGCGAGGCCGGCGUCGCCCACAACUUUGCCCAGCUCCGCCGCGUGGGCAUCGACUACGUCGGCACAGACUAUAACCUCUGCGAGGCGCGGUUGGCGCGGUUCCGUACGCUUCCCAAGGGGACGGUCGCUUUUGCAGGUGCCUACGCCGAGGUCGAGGAUUACUCGCAAAUAUAUGGUUUGCCGCGCGGGGAUCCCAUUGUCGUGACGGAAGAGCAGUUUCAGCAGUUGCAAGCGAUGGAGGAAAGUCUCUACGAGCGGGCGAGUGAGGUGCCCAACCCAAUCGACAGAAAUACAAAAACUCGGCAAGGCAGUCUGCUGCUCUUCGGACGGGUGUUCCAGCUCGCAGGUGCCGACACCACGGCGGCGACAGAUGACGAAGCGACCUCGAUCAAGAAGCGGCUGGAGCACCAUUUGAACUCCAAGGGACCUAUCACGUCGAAGAACAACUCGCUGCGGCUCAAAGUGUACCACGGCGUGACGGAGGCACAAAUGGCCCAGCUCCGCGAAAUCGCAGGCGACCGUGGCAGUGGCCCAACGCUCGACGCGUUCGACGUCCACUUCAAAGUCGCCCCCAGCCCGGGCGAGCUGACAUACGACAUGGACGCCGUGGACGAGCGGGAAAUCCUGCGCGAGGUGCGCUCGGGAAAACAGUUCAGCGACUUCGCGGCCUUCACGAUCCACUGGCACCAGAACCGGUUCUCGUUCCAAAAGUACUCGUUCGACCACUACCCGGCCGAGUUCCAGGUUGUGCUGGCGCACGCGGCCAUCGACCAGGGCGCGGACCUCUUCUUCGCGCACGGCGUGCACACGCUCAAGGGCGUCGAGAUCUACCGGGGCAAGCCCAUCUUUUACGGGGUCAACAACUUUGUGUUCCAGAACCAGAGGUUCCGGUCUUGGAGGGAUGACGGCCCCAACUCUGAGCGUGAGGCGCGGCGACAGUGCCCAACAGAGGCGAUCGUCGGCGACGGGGAGAUCAACGAGGCGCGCUGGGCGUGGCUGCAGCGGCCCGAGAACUUCGAGGCCAUCCUCCCGACGAGCCACUACGAGGACGGCAAACUGGUCCGCGUGCUCAUCUACCCCGUCGACCUGGGCCUGGAGCGGCCGAGCUCCGAGAUGGGUACGCCGCGCCGACCGACGCUGGACAGGGCCCGGCACAUUCUCGAGCGGGUCGUCGAGUAUUCGAGGCCGUUUGGGACCGAGAUCUCGAUCGAGGACGGGGUCGGUGUCAUUCGUAUACCAUCGCAGUCUUAA
This is a messenger RNA of Fonsecaea nubica, 1587 nucleotides long. RefSeq lists its product as hypothetical. The transcript has a single exon. The record is from RefSeq and is a predicted model, not a curated record. The coding region runs from base 1 to 1587 and encodes 528 amino acids. NCBI's taxonomy places the organism in Eukaryota, Fungi, Ascomycota, Eurotiomycetes, Chaetothyriales, Herpotrichiellaceae.